This is a messenger RNA of Oppiella nova, 846 nucleotides long. NCBI's taxonomy places the organism in Eukaryota, Metazoa, Arthropoda, Arachnida, Sarcoptiformes, Oppiidae. The record is from the annotation of a GenBank genome assembly.
AUGGCUGGCGCACGUGGCUUAUGGCGUGCAACAGGAAUGAAAGAUGAAGAUUUUGGUAAACCGAUUAUUGCGGUAGUCAACUCAUUUACUCAAUUUGUACCUGGUCAUGUACAUCUGAAAGACUUAGGUCAGCUGGUUGCUGAACAAAUUCAAGCAGCGGGUGGCGUGGCAAAAGAAUUCAAUACGAUUGCGGUUGAUGAUGGUAUUGCAAUGGGGCAUGACGGCAUGCUGUAUUCAUUGCCUUCGCGUGAUUUGAUUGCAGAUUCUGUUGAAUACAUGGUCAAUGCGCAUUGCGCAGAUGCCAUGGUGUGUAUUUCUAACUGCGACAAAAUCACACCAGGGAUGUUAAUGGCGGCAAUGCGUCUGAACAUUCCAGUGGUAUUUGUCUCUGGCGGCCCAAUGGAAGCGGGUAAAGUUAAAAUCCGUGGUACAGAACAUGCGAUUGAUCUCGUUGAUGCAAUGGUGGUUGCUGCUGAUGAUAGUUUUACCGAUGAAGAAGUAAAACAAUACGAGCGUUCAGCUUGCCCAACUUGUGGUUCAUGUUCAGCCGGUCAAUUGAUUGUUAAGUUGGCAAAGCGCCAUUAUGAACAAGAUGAUUACACCAUAUUACCGCGUUCAAUUGCGACCAAAGCAUCUUAUGAAAAUGCGAUGACGCUAGAUAUUGCAAUGGGUGGUUCAACCAAUACCUGCCUGUGUUGUGUAAAGUUGCACCUGCAAAACAAGAUGUCCAUAUGGAAGAUGUUCAUCGUGCGGGAGAUCCAGAGGUUUACGAGUUUUUCCGUUCAGCACCAGGUGGUGUUCCAACUCAAACAGCAUUUUCGCAAAACCGUUAUUAUCAAACUUUAG